Molecule: messenger RNA, 607 nt
Organism: Zea mays
Lineage: Eukaryota; Viridiplantae; Streptophyta; Magnoliopsida; Poales; Poaceae
Exons: 1
Coding region: 76-372 (98 amino acids)
Source: RefSeq, marked predicted
GUACGUGUCUCGUCUGGCUGCAGAGCACUAGAGCACUGCUGCCUACCCUUGCGUAUUGUGUUUACACUUCACAAUAUGGCAAGAGCUCUUGCCUACGGUGGAGCAGCUGCCGCAGCUGGGUUCGUCUCGCCGUGGCUUGCCGUGCUCGGUGUGGCCAUGCUCUCCGUCUGGACCAUCACGCUCGCCAUCCUCCUCUGUGGCGACAGCUCAGACAACCCGAGACCACCAAGAUACAAUCCUGCCGUUAGUGCGGCUAUAGCAGCUGGUGGCGGAGGGGGCUGUGGUGGCGGGGGCGGUGGUGGUGGAGGGGGCUGUGGUGGCGGAGGCGGUGGUGGAGGGGGCUGUGGAGGAGGCGGCGGCGGCGGAUGCUAGAGUUCAUCGCAUCCGUUGCACCAGCGGCAUCAGUUGUGCUGGUCUGCAGAAGCUAAGGUGCCAGAAGAUGUAUCAAUGGAUAUUUUUUUACUUGUCAAUUGUCAUGCAUGGCAUAUAUGGUAAGGAAGGACUGUCCGUAUUAUGGAUAUCCUUAUUAGUUUUUGUUUGUUGUCAUGUCUCUGCUGCUAUUAGCAUGGUGUAUAUAAUAAUAAAUUAUGUCGUCUUUGAAUUCGUA